UGUAAAGAAUGUCUGCAGGAGUGCUGGGAGAGCAAAGAAACCAAAGAAUGUCCAGUCUGCAGGAGGAGAUCAUCAAAGGAGGGGACACCCCCAAAUCUGGCAUUAAAGAACCUGUGUGAGACCUUCUUACUAGAGAGGAGUCAGACACACGUGUCUUGCAGUCUACACAAAAGAAAACUUGAGUUCUUCUGUCAAGAGGAUCAGCAGCUUGUGUGUCUUAUGUGUCAAGACGAAUUACACAAACAUCACAAGUUCAGUCCCAUUGACAAAGCAGCAGUUGAUGUGAAGGAAGAACUCACAGUCAAACUGCAGGACAAGCUGAAGGCUUUUAAGAAGGCUAAAGACACCUGUCAUGAAUCAGCUCAGUAUAUUAAGACUCAGGCCAAAUACACAGAGACACAGAUCAAGAAGCAGUUUUUGGAGCUUCACCAGUUUCUACAAGAUGAAGAGGCAGCCAGGAUAGCUGCACUGAGGGAGGAAGAGGAGCAGAAGAGUCAGAUGAUGAAGGAGAAGAUUGAGAAGAUGAGCAGAGAGAUCUCAUCUCUUUCAGACUCAAUCAGAGGCAUGGAAAAGGAGAUGGGAGCUGAUGACAUCACAUUCCUGCAGAACUACAAGAGCACAGUGGAAAGAGCCCAGUGCACACUGCAGGAUCCAGAGAGGGUUUCAGGAGCUCUGAUCAAUGUGGCAAAGCACCUGGGCAACCUGAAGUUCAGAGUCUGGGAGAAGAUGCAGGAGACUGUUCAGUACACUCCUGUGACUCUGGAUCCUAACACUGCACACCCACGACUCAUCCUGUCUGAGAAUCUGACCAGUAUGACACGCGGUGAUGAGAGGCAGCAGCUUCCUGAUAACCCAGAGAGAUUUGAUAAGUAUCUCAGUGUUCUGGGCUCUGAGGGCUUUAACUCAGGGACUCACUGCUGGGACGUGGAGGUUGGGGACAGUACCUGGUGGUGGGUGGGUUUGAUGACAGAGUCCCUCCAGAGGAAGGGACAAUAUGGCAAUGUGAGUGGAAAGUGGACUCUGUUUAAUAAUAAUGGUAAAUAUAUAACAUGGUCUCUACCACAGCCCUCCACUCUCCUCACAGUGGAGAAGAAACCCCAGAGGAUCAGAGUGCAGCUGGACUGGGACAGAGGAGAGCUGUCAUUCUCUGACCCUGAUAAUAACACUCACAUACACACUCUCACACACACUUUCACUGAGAGAGUGUUUCCAUACUUUAAUACUGGUGAAUUUCCUCUGAGUAUUGUAGCAGUGAAGGCCUCUAUGUCAGUAGAGCAGCCCAGUUAGAGCAGAAACUGUCUCUGUCUGAACAAGAGCCCACAUGCAGCAUCUGAAACCCCUAUGUUGGAAUGUUUUGACUUAGGAAAGAUAACCCCUGUGUCACUGAACUAGGGGUGACCCUCAGGAUGAGGGGUGGUAAACAUUUCUUAUCUCUGUAAAACAAACAUGGUUAGGUGAUCACUGGUGGGUGACAACUUGUGAUUUCCGUGG
Alosa sapidissima (American shad) is the source of this 1491-nucleotide messenger RNA. Its product is annotated as E3 ubiquitin-protein ligase TRIM35-like. Lineage: Eukaryota; Metazoa; Chordata; Actinopteri; Clupeiformes; Clupeidae. The annotation marks the transcript as partial. The record is from RefSeq and is a predicted model, not a curated record. Gene Ontology annotation, molecular function: protein binding; zinc ion binding. The transcript is spliced from 6 exons.